AUGUCUAAUCUACGCCAUUUGAUGAAUCACGAUGAUGAGGUCGAAGGUGGGAACCGCAGUACUGCCAUUAAUGGAACUGACACUUACAAAACCCAUAGAAGUGUAAAUAAUUCAUUCAGUAUAAAUAAUCUUGUCAAUGGGCCUGUGCCAAGCAACACCAACAACCAGGAAGAUCACCAAGCUGCUCCACUUCCAAAACUCGAAUACAAUUAUGCUACCCCACAACAAAACUCGCUAUACAGUAGUGGGGUAAGUGGCUUUCUCAACACCCAGUCUCCAUCUAUACAACCCGCAACUGACAACGAAGAACAACAACAUACGCCGACAAAUAGCAUAUCUCAAGAACAAAUAUUGGCCAGUUUUGAACGAAUCAAGACCCAUUUCCCUGCUGCCAGGAUCAAAAAAAUUAUGCAGAGCGAUGAAGAAAUAGGUAAAGUUGCACAAGCGACACCGAUUAUAGUCGGAAGGGCAUUGGAAAUCUUUAUGGCCAAUUUGGUCGAAGUGUCUGUACUACAAGCAAAACAACAAGGUGUAAAGAGAAUCACAGCGUCGCAUGUCAAAUCUGCUAUUGAAAAUACUGAACAGUUUGAUUUCCUUGUUGAGGCCGUGGAAAAGUAUCCAUCGUUGAAGAAUUGA
Molecule: messenger RNA, 636 nt
Organism: Lodderomyces theae
Lineage: Eukaryota; Fungi; Ascomycota; Pichiomycetes; Serinales; Debaryomycetaceae
Gene: HFL2
Product: negative cofactor 2 transcription regulator complex subunit
Exons: 1
Coding region: 1-636 (211 amino acids)
Biological process (GO): transcription by RNA polymerase II; negative regulation of transcription by RNA polymerase II; positive regulation of transcription by RNA polymerase II
Cellular component (GO): nucleus; negative cofactor 2 complex
Molecular function (GO): transcription corepressor activity; RNA polymerase II general transcription initiation factor activity; transcription coactivator activity
Source: RefSeq, a predicted model, not a curated record